AUAAAAAGCACUGAAUAUUGCAGAUUCAUUUCAUAAUUUUGUUAUAUUUCAAGUACGCAAUGUGGGCGCACCAAACGUUUAUAUUGCUGUCACUCCUUGCGGUUGUGUUCGUCAACGCUCAGAACGAUGGACGCUAUCGUCCAUUUAAUCGUUUUACCACAGUCAGGCCACUAAAUCUAUUUCAAGGACAGUAUCGGGCAGGUAAUGAUGGCAGAUAUCGUGGCGGUAAUGAUGGAAGAUAUCGCCCAGAUAAUGAUGGUACAUAUCGUGCUGAUAACCGUGGUUUAAAUGAAGGCAGAUAUAUACAUCAAGAUGUAAAAUAUCAACCAUUCAUUGAUCGUAUUGGUUCUGGUGCAGGUGGUAGUGGAGGUGGUGGUGGUGGUGGAAGAAUUGGUGCAGGAGUUGGAAGCAGUAUUGGUAGUCGUAUUGGUAGUACAGUAAGCCCACCUUCACGAAAUCUUGCUUUAGGUUCUGGCUUAACAGCUGCUCCACAAAACUUGCAAUUAUCUCAAGGAAAAGGUACAGGAGCAGGUGGUGGUGGUUGGAGAAUAAUACGUCAAGAAGAUACUGUGAAUCAAGACGGUUACCACUAUCUUUACGAAACUGAAAACGGUAUCUUAGCUGAAGAAAGUGGUCGAGUUGAAAAAAUAAACGCUGAAGAGGAAGGCUUGCGUAGUACUGGCUUCUACGAAUACACUGGAGAUGAUGGUUUGCUCUAUCGUGUAGAUUAUGUCGCCGAUGAGAAUGGCUUCAGGCCUACAGGUGCACAUAUACCUGCACAACCGCCACAUGUGGCCAAAUUGUUGGCUUACUUAGCAGCUAAAGGAGCACUUUAAAAUCAAAGAAAGCAGCAGAUGCAUUG
Molecule: messenger RNA, 862 nt
Organism: Teleopsis dalmanni
Lineage: Eukaryota; Metazoa; Arthropoda; Insecta; Diptera; Diopsidae
Gene: Cpr49Ab
Product: larval cuticle protein LCP-30
Exons: 3
Coding region: 60-836 (258 amino acids)
Cellular component (GO): chitin-based extracellular matrix
Molecular function (GO): structural constituent of chitin-based larval cuticle
Source: RefSeq, a predicted model, not a curated record